Messenger RNA from Stereum hirsutum FP-91666 SS1, 1326 nucleotides. RefSeq names its product cytochrome P450. The record is from RefSeq and is a predicted model, not a curated record. The transcript is spliced from 10 exons. The coding region runs from base 1 to 1326 and encodes 441 amino acids. Gene Ontology annotation, molecular function: monooxygenase activity; heme binding; iron ion binding. NCBI's taxonomy places the organism in Eukaryota, Fungi, Basidiomycota, Agaricomycetes, Russulales, Stereaceae.
AUGAGCCUGUUUUCUUCCCCUGACGUGUUCUGUUACAAGCCCACGUUUUGCUAUGAUAGGCGAAGCGUAAGUUGUUCUCCUUCGAUAGUUAUUCGCAUUUCUCAGAAGGUUUUGUACUCUAGAUGUGGACUUGGGUGGGGCUUUCCUUUGUCUAACGAUGUUGAACACUGGAAGCUCUCUCGUCGUUGCUUUGAUCCUUUCUUUCGCAAAAGCGAGGUGCUGCAAUACAGGGAACUUCAGCUCUCUAUGGCUCGUUCGCUUUUGAUGCGGCUUCUUGAUUCUCCUGAGCGAUUUAUGCAUCAUGUUCACCAUGUGACAGGAUCUUUGAUGCUCGACAUCUCAUACGGUAUCCAAACAAAGUCUGAAAACGACGAGUUCAUCGAGACUGCAGAUAAGGCACUCAGAGGAGUGGAAGCAUGUGACAACAUGAGCAUCAUCGAUUUACUCCCUUGGAUUCAACAUAUCCCGAGCUGGAUCCCCGGCAUGUGGUGGAAGAAGAAGGUAGACGUCUUGAAGAGCCAAGUAUUGCGGAUGCGAGACGCGCCAUAUGAGUGGAUCACAGAACAACUGAAAAAUGGCUCUGCGAAGCCUUGCAUUGCGACAGAUCUCAUCUCAAGGUUUGAUAAUGGAGCGAUCGACUCUCCUCGUCCAGAGGACACUAUAAAAAGUGUCGCUGGUACGUGUGGUCAUUAUGUAGGUGGUUCUGACACGACAGUCUCCGUCAUCAACUCAGUCUUUCUUGUCAUGACCCUUUUCCCCGACGUUCAACGCCGAGCCCACGAGGAGAUUGACCGUGUCGUGGGCUCAAAGCGUCUUCCUGAGUUUUCCGAUCAAGAGAAUCUUCCCUACAUCACAGCUAUCGUCAAAGAAAUCUUACGCUGGGCUCCUCCUUUUCCGCUUGGUAUACCACAUUCUUCUACUACAUCAGACAUCUAUAACGGGUGCUACAUUCCGAAGGGCGCCAUGUUGCUCUCGAACUGUUGGGCUAUCCUUCGUGAUCCAGAGGCAUAUACUGACCCAGAGAACUUCAAUCCAUCACGAUUUCUGACCCCUGAUGGCACUGGGAUUAAUCCUACCGUCCGUGACCCCGAGGCCGUAUUUGGGUUUGGUCGACGACUCUGUCCUGGCCGCUUCCUCGCAUCCGAGUCCCUGUGGAUAACGACCGCUUGCGUGUUGGCCACGUUCGACAUCAAGAGGAAGGUAGGAGACGAUGGAAAAUUGAUUCCAAUGCCAGACAAGCUCUACACUUUGGGAAUAGUCUCGCAUCCUACGCCAUUUUCCUGCUCUAUCACCCCGCGGUCGGAGGCUAGUGUGAAGCUCCUUUGA